Molecule: messenger RNA, 2526 nt
Organism: Histoplasma mississippiense
Lineage: Eukaryota; Fungi; Ascomycota; Eurotiomycetes; Onygenales; Ajellomycetaceae
Exons: 4
Coding region: 1-2526 (841 amino acids)
Molecular function (GO): catalytic activity
Source: RefSeq, a predicted model, not a curated record
AUGGGUGCGUUAUUGGCAGACCCUGCAACAGAAGACAAAUACGACGUAAUUGCAGUACAAGAGCCCAGCCGGAAUCCCCACAUGCUAGCAACACACUGCCCCAGAAGCUGCGGCUUCUGGCCAGCAUAUCACCCGGAAACACACCCAAGAGUAUGCUUUCUGGUCAACAAAAGGCUCGUGGAACACACAUGGGAAUGCCACUACCACUCAGAAUACAUUGCAGUGCUGACCAUCACCACCGACCUGGGUAAGGUGCAAAUAGUCAAUGUGUAUGCACCUCCUCCAGGGGGCUACAGCAGUGAACCGGAGGAAUCCCCCAUAGGCCAGCUGCAGGAGGUAGCCGGAAUGGGCACAGAUGCAGAGCUGGUCAUAUUAGGAGAUCUUAAUGUCCACCAUGAGAGGUGGGGAGGGGUGAGAGUGGAGAGAAACUUCCGCAUGGCAUGGCAGCUAAUAGCACAGGUGGAUAGGCUGGGUCUCCAGCUUGCCACACCUGUAGGAGCUACCACAUGGCAGGACAGAGGCAGCCCAGGAACGACUAUAGACCUCACCUUUCUAUCACCACUCCUGCACGACAAGCUCAGGAGGUGUGCAAUAGCGGAGGAGGCAUGCAAAGGAUCUGACCAUAAGCCCAUAGAAACAACACUGGAACUCACACCCAUCCCAAAGGAGGCUGAGAGACGAAACUGGAAGAAUGCGGAGCCUGAGGAGGUAGCAAGGGACUGCCAAAAGCUAUAUGUGCCACAAAGCCUGGACUCCAGGCAAGCAGUCAAGGAGUAUGCAGACUACCUGGUAGGAUUUGUAGGGACAUUAGCGGACAAACACGCCACCUGGAGGAGUACAAGCAGGCUAGGAGGUCCCAGCUCCCAGAAAUGGAGCGGCUCAGGGCACGCUGCAAGCGCAACAGAGAAAUCCACUUGGCUAAGACAGCAAAACUUCAGAGAUCUGGUUGACAGGACCCGUGAUGACCCCAGAUUGAUGUGGGGACUGGCAAAAUGGGAAACCUCUUUUGAGGGGAAGGCUGAGGCAUUACGACAACGGUUCUUCCCACAGCCAGAGCCCGCCGACUUAAGUGACACCAAUAUGGAGCUGCUGCAAGCUGAAAGGGAAGCGUCAAAUGACACCAUCAGUGUGGAGGACAUGGAAAGCCUGAUCCAGAGACUGCCAAACAGGAAGGCACCAGGGAGGAGUGGGAUCACCAACGAGUUCCUUAAGAUGCUGGGCAGAACAUUUGUGGAGGCCAUAACAGCUCUCACCAAUGCAUGCUGGCAUUGGGAGACUUACCCAGACACGUUUAAGGAAGCCAAGACAGUGGCCUUGCGCAAGCCAGGGAAGGCUGACUACCAGACUGCAGGAGCGUGGAGACCCAUUGCCUUGCUGGACACAAUAGGGAAGAUUGUGGAGGCAGCAACUGCAAAACGCCUGCGGAAGAUCGCGGAGGACCACAACCUGCUACCCUCACAGCAAAUGGGGGCAAGAAGGGGCAGGUCCACUGAAACAGCCAUAGCACAACUUCUAGCCCAGAUAAGGACAGUGUGGCAGCACCCAGGACAGGUGGCAUCGGUACUCUCCCUAGACAUGACAGGGGCCUAUGACAAGGUGCUGCGGGAGCGAAUGGUUCACAUCCUCCGGCGACUGGGCAUCCCCAGGGACCUGGAACUGGUGCGCAUAUGCUCAAGACCGGGGCGACCGGUGGUGUGCAUAGCCUUUGUGGACGAUGUCAACGUGAUGGCCUAUGGCCAGUCCACUGAGGACAACUGCAGGGAGCUCCUGCGCAUGCAUCGGGCAUGCGAGGAGUGGGCAGCACGGCACGGGGCGGUCUUUGCCCCCCAGAAGUAUGAGCUAAUGCACUUCACACGGGCGCGCAACCAAUUCAACCUACAGGCUGAGCUGAGACUGCCAGGACAAACUAUACAACCGAAACAGGUGAUGAGGGUAUUGGGUGUAUGGUUAGACUCUAGGCUGAGAUGGAAGGGCCACCUGGACGCGGUGGCAGGCAAGAUGAAGACUCAAGUCAGAGCACUGUCCCAAACCACCCAAUCCACAUGGGGGCUCCCACUACAACAAGCGAGAAUGGUGUAUAACAUGGUCAUCAGGCCGGCCCUGACCUAUGGAGCAAUAGCAUGGCACCAGCCACAGGGGCAGGGGGGCACGGGUCCAGCUAAGUCAGGACUGGCCCUCAAGCUGACCACAGUGCAGAACUCCUGCCUCAGAAUAGUGGCAGGGGCAUACAAAAGAACCCCAACAAGCACACUGGAAGCGGAAACCCACACAGUACCCUUAGACAUCCACCUGGAUGGGCUAGUGGCAAAGGCGGUCAACAGGAUGAAGGCCUCAGGAAUGGCGCAACAAAUUGAGAAUGCGUGUGCGGCCAUAAGGACCAGGCUUCGGCACCGGGGGGUGACAAGGGGGGCACAGAGACACAUGGGAGCUGUGGUUCACCCGGCAGCCCUGCCAGUGGACUGGGAACAGCAAUGGAUUCAGGGUGCUAAGGAGAGAGCCACAGCAGAGAUGACACCGGAACAAUAA